This is a messenger RNA of Knipowitschia caucasica, 624 nucleotides long. Lineage: Eukaryota; Metazoa; Chordata; Actinopteri; Gobiiformes; Gobiidae. The record is from the annotation of a GenBank genome assembly.
AUGGAUAAGUUUGUUGUUCGCUCACCACGAGUAGACACUCCCAAAAAGACAAAUACUACAGGGAAAGUGUAUAGACAAGCUACUAUUGAGUCUCUAAAGAGAGUUGUGGUGAUUGAAGACAUUCUCCGCUGGAAGUCUAUGAUGGAGCUGCCAGGACAAAGCAAAGAAAACCUUCUGUCAGCUCUGACUGAACUCAUCCAGAAGAUCCCAUCCAGAGAAGUGCUUAAAUCCACUAAGAUAGGCCACGCUGUGAACAAGAUGAGAAAACAUGCAGAUCCAGAAGUGAGUUCAUUGGCUGCUAAAGUCUACACAGAGUGGAGAACCUUCAUUGGAGAGAAUUCAAAUAAGCCGUCUAUCGAAGUCAGAUCCGACAAACAGUCAGAAACACUGAGAAGUAAUGCCAGAAGAAUGAUGGCGGAAGCUCUCGAGGUCAAGGAGGACUGUGGCCUCAUCGACAACAUUGAGAGAGAAGUUUUCCACCGGAGUUCACGGCUGGUGAGCAGUGCAUACAGACGGACUGUGAGAGCGCUGGUCUUUGCCUUCAAACACAACGCUGAAAUCAGAACUCAGACUAAAGACGGAACAUUGUCAGUCAAGGCGCUAGUUUCAAAGUAUAAGAAAUGA